Messenger RNA from Harmonia axyridis, 1824 nucleotides. RefSeq lists its product as uncharacterized. The transcript has 4 exons. Lineage: Eukaryota; Metazoa; Arthropoda; Insecta; Coleoptera; Coccinellidae. Bases 1 to 1824 code for a protein of 607 amino acids. The record is from RefSeq and is a predicted model, not a curated record.
AUGCAGUUAAAUGUUCAGUGUCUUUCAAAUAAACUGAAUAGUCUAGAGGUGCUGUUAGAAGAAAAACAUCCUGAUGUGCUCAGUGUCUCAGAGCAUUGGUGUAAAGAGGAUGGUGUUACGUCUAUGGUAUUACCAGGUUAUACACUGGCUGAUUAUUUCUGCCGCUCUUCGAGGGAACAUGGUGGAUCGUUGCUGUACACGAGGAAUGGGCUCGAGGUAAAACGUCUAAAGGUGUCUGAAUUCUCUGUGGAAAUGCACGUGGAAAUCUGCGGUAUUGUGGUUACGGUUGGUGACGCAAGUUUCAGUGUUUUGAGUGUUUAUAGACCCUGCACAGGUUGCAACAAGACUAAACUUCUCAACGAGUUGUUAGAUUGCUUCAAUCUCACUAAAACGUCUGAAGUUGCAACCAGAGUCUACACUAAUAUAAAUGGUAUCACUUCCACAUCCAAGGUUGAUUAUAUUAUCUCCAGUUCAGAUCUUUGUAAUUAUAAGUGUACUGUAUUUGAGCCUCAUAUAAGUGACCAUAAGGCAAUGUUGUUAAAAAUGUCGUUAAAGCCUAUAUCUGCUCCAAAGACCAAAAUUUCCAUAAGAAAUGUCAAUCAGAACAACCUUAACAAGCUGAAUGCCUGCAUAUCCGAUAGUAAUUUUGUAGAUCUUUACUCGGAAAGUGAUGUUGACCUAUGCUUCGAGUCAUUCAACAAUGAGAUCUUGUACUUUUUGGAAGUGUGUUGUCCUGUCAAACAUAUUUUUGCAACUAAUUCUCGAAAAAAUUGGAUAACAUCUGAGAUCAGGCAGAGUAAACAGAAUUUGACCAAUUUAUAUUGGCUUCAUUCAGUCGUACGUUCACCGUCCACUUUAUUCAAAUAUAAAAAUGCAAAACUACAGCACAAUUCACUAAUAAAUGAGACUAAAAUCAAUUAUUACAGUUCAAAAAUUGAUAAAUCUGAUAAUAAGAAUAAAACUCUGUGGAAUAUUGUUAAUAAGUUUACAUGUAGGAAAACGAGGGCACAUCACCCAGUUAGUAUCAUUUUAGAUGGUGUGAAAUACGAUAGUCCUUCGGUGCUUGUUAACAUAUUUGCUAGCCACUUCACCUCAAUGGCAAAAUCUAAGUUGAAGAGUUGUUAUGGCGACAAUUUGUCCAUUUCUUGUACCACAGCAUCUUUGGUUGAUAAUACUUUUUACUUUUAUCCGGUAACUAAGUUAGAGGUUCUUGAUGCAAUUAAGAAUCUAAAAAAUAAAAAUUGCGUAGGUUUACAUUCCAUCUCAACUAAAAUAGUGAAAAGCAUCUCCGAAACCAUAAGCGAGCACUUUGCCCAUGUCGUUAACCUUUCUUUAUCAACAGGUAAAUUUCCUAAUACUCUCAGGGAGUCCAUAGUAAUCCCGAUACACAAGGGCGGCAACCUGGAUGAGAUCACCAACUAUCGUCCCAUUUCAAUCAUAAGUGUUUUGUCAAAAGUUUUCGAAGGAAUCGGCUCCGUGCUGGGACCACUAUUGUUCUUGUUGUUCAUAAACGACUUGCCCAUCCACUUGGCUCUAUUUUUGGUGGUUCUCUUUGCCGAUGACACCUCCGUUGUGGUCUCAGCGGAGACUGCUGAGGAGCUUCGUAACGCGUGCGAGGCGAUUAUACGCCAGUUCGUUGCUUGGUGCCGGUCGAAUAGAGUGAUAGUGAAUGUUAAUAAAACAGUUUGUAUUCACUUCGGUAUCAAAAAUAAUCCUGUUGACACUUUGGAAAUUUAUCAUUCUAACUUCUUGAUAAAAUCUGCUAUUCCGGAAGGGGACCAUUCAGUUAAUAAACAACCUAAGGAUCUUUUAUAUAAAGAAUAA